Heterotrigona itama is the source of this 4141-nucleotide messenger RNA. NCBI's taxonomy places the organism in Eukaryota, Metazoa, Arthropoda, Insecta, Hymenoptera, Apidae. The record is from the annotation of a GenBank genome assembly.
AUGUCGUGGAUACCACCAAAUCUAACGACUCUCUGCUCACCUCACUCCACAGUGUCAACCUGUCAACCACCCACGUUCAUGUUUCUCACGUUGGUCGCUCAUCUCUUCGGUCGUUCGAAAGAUGACUGCUCUUAUUAUCAUCCGUCUCGUGGUUCACCGUGUCGAUCGAACCACGUCGAGGGAUCGACGCCAGAGUUCAGCAACGACAACUUCAAAAACUGGCCGAAACAUGUGACGUACGGUCAUCAGUUUUCCACGUUGGAUAACGUCGAUAUCGGGGUGAUACCGACGAAAUCCAUCGGCGAAACUCACGACUUGGUGUCCUGGUACUACGGCGGGAUUUCAGGGAGAGACGAAAGUCGAGUGGUUCGCGAUGGACGAAUUUACGAUUUGUAUCCGAGGACGAGACCGAUCAGCGCGUUGGCUAUUGUUCACGAUGGUUUCGAGCAAGGAAGACUUUUUGACCAACCCCGAUGGACAAAUCACUUUACAAAUUCACAUCCACGUGGAUUGCAAAGAAUGUUCGUGGACGAAGAGAGACGAGAAACGAGUAUUCCCAAGAACGAGUACGAUUUUAUCAUCGUUGGAGCUGGAUCAGCCGGAUGUGUUCUUGCGAACAGAUUAAGCGAAAUAAAACAAUGGAAGAUAUUGUUGCUGGAAGCUGGUAUAGAAGAGCCCGAGGUAACCGAGGUUCCAGCUUUCGCCUCGAUGCUGCAAGCAAGCAAUAUCGACUGGAUGUAUCGCACGCAACCGGAGGAAUAUUCCUGUCGAUCCCGAAGGGGUGGAGGCUGCCCGUGGGCAAGGGGCAAAGUGAUGGGUGGCUCCAGUGCCAUCAAUUACAUGAUCUACAUUCGUGGUAAUCCAAGAGACUACGACGAAUGGGCAGAAGAAGGAAAUUAUGGCUGGAGCUACGAAGAAGUUCUACCAUACUUUCUCAAAUCAGAGAACAACACGGAUCCAGAGACAGUGCGAGAGAAUCGGCACUACCACGGCGAAGGGGGUUACCAAUCGGUAGAACGAUUCCCAUACAUCGACAUCAACACGAGAAUCCUGUUGGACGCGUGGCAGGAACUCGGCCACGAGCCAGUGGAUGCCAACGCGAACAGUCAGCUGGGCGUGAUGCGAUUGCAAAUGACUUCCGCUCGUGGAACGCGUCAAAGUGCGAACAGCGCCUUCCUGCGACCCGUCAGACACGCGCGCAAGAACCUGACCGUCGAAACUGGAGCACACGUCACGAAACUGCUGACGGACGCCGGGACGAGACGCGUGACUGGCGUGGAGUAUGUCACCUCAACUAGCGGAGCAGUGAAAUUCAACGUUGCUCUCGCUAGAAAGGAAGUGAUCGUCUCGGCUGGGUCGAUCAACUCGCCGAAGGUGCUCAUGCUGUCUGGGAUUGGGCCUAGGGAAGAGUUGGAGAGGCACGGUAUCAAGGUGAUCCGCGACUCGCCGGUUGGUAGAAAUCUUCAAGACCACGUGACGAUGGAUGGCCUGGUGAUCGCGUUGAACUUCACUUCCACGGCUAAAGACAAUCAUCUCAAGGAGCAGGAUAUUCUUCGCUACGAGAUGACGCACGGAGGACCUUUGUCCGCGACUGGCACUCUGUCUUGCGGCGUUUUCCUGCAGACGAUCUACCAGCGGAAGCACGGUGUCCCUGACGUGCAGUUCGCGUUCGACGCGAGCAACCAGCAGGACUUUCUCAACGAUCCAGCAGAGUACAAGGAGACGGCGGUCGAGCCGCUGUCUUACUACGACGCCAUAAACAUCAGGCCGAUCUUACUAUCGCCGAGGAGCAGGGGAUUCGUACUGUUGAACGACAGUGAUCCUCUCUGGGGGCCACCAUUCAUCUAUCCCGGAUAUUUCACCAGCUACCCCGACUUGGACGUGUUGGCGGAAGCUGUCCAAGCAGCUUUACACCUGUUUCACACGGAGUCGUUCAGGAACAAUGAUUUCAGGCUGAUGGACACACCGUUGCCCGCUUGCAGGCAGUUCGAGUUCGGCGAGAGAGAUUACUGGAAGUGCGUGAUGAUAGAGUACACCGCGACUAUUUAUCAUCCGGUCGGCACCUGCAAGAUGGGGCCAAAGUGGGACCCCGAGGCGGUGGUGGACGAGAGGUUGAGGGUGUACGGGGUUACUGGCCUCAGGGUCGUCGACGCCUCGAUCAUGCCGAGGAUCAUCAAGGGGAACACGAACGCGCCUACUAUCAUGAUCGCGGAGAAGGCUGGCGACAUGAUCAAGGAGGAAUGGCUGUACGGCGAGGAUCGGGGCCACUCUGCUGCUCGGCAAGGUGGCAAUAAUCCCCAUCAUCAUCGUGGCACUGGCCUACUACAACUACGAUCUAAUGGACCCGGAGAAUUAUCCGAAAGUGACGAAGAACAUAAGGGAGGAGUAUGAUUUCGUGGUGAUCGGCGGUGGAUCGGCCGGCAGCGUGGUUGUCAACCGGUUGACGGAGAAUCCAGCGUGGAGCGUGUUGCUGCUGGAGGCUGGAGGACACGAGACCGAGAUCACCGACGUACCUAUACUAUCUCUUUACUUGCACAAGAGCAAGGUGGAUUGGAAGUACAGGACGCAGCCGCAGGAUUCCGCUUGUCAGGCGAUGGUCGAUCGACGAUGCUGCUGGACCAGGGGGAAGGUUUUGGGAGGUUCGAGCGUGCUUAACACGAUGCUGUACAUUCGUGGGAAUCGACGAGACUUCGACCAGUGGGAGAGCUUUGGAAACCCUGGCUGGGGUUACGAGGACGUUCUGCCUUAUUUCAAAAAGUCGCAAGACCAACGGAAUCCCUAUCUGGCUCGCAACACUAAAUACCACGGCACUGGUGGUUACCUAACGAUCCAAGACUCGCCGUACAACACACCGUUGGGCAUAGCAUUCCUCCAGGCUGGCGAGGAGAUGGGCUACGACAUCGUGGACGUGAAUGGCCAGCAACAAACAGGCUUCGCGUUGUAUCAAUACACAAUGCGACGAGGGACCCGGUGCAGCACCGCCAAAGCUUUCGUCAGGCCGAUCCAAUUGCGGAGAAAUUUCCAUCUGUCUCUUUGGAGCCACGUGACCAAGGUGCUGAUCAAUCCAGCUACGAGGAGAGCCUACGGCGUCGAAUUCAUCAGAGACGGGCGCAAACACGUGGUGCACGCCAGGAAGGAGGUGAUCCUCUCAGCAGGUGCCAUAAACUCCCCUCAACUGUUGAUGCUGUCGGGGAUCGGGCCGAGGGAACACUUGCAACAAGUGGGGAUCCCGUUGGUCCACGAUUCGCCGGGUGUCGGUCAGAACCUGCAGGACCACAUAGCAGUCGGCGGCCUGGUCUUUCUGAUCGACUACCCGGUCAGCACGGUGAUGACCCGGCUGGUGAACCUGAACUCCGCUCUGAGGUACGCGAUCACGGAGGACGGGCCACUGACGUCGAACAUCGGCCUCGAGACGGUCGGGUUCAUCUCGACGAAGUACGCGAACCAGAGCGACGACUGGCCGGACAUCGAGUUCAUGCUCACCUCCUCGUCCACAACGUCCGACGGCGGCACCCAAGUGAAGAACGCCCACGGGCUCACCGACGAGUUCUACAACAACGUGUUCGAGGCCAUCAACUACCGCGACCUGUUCGGCGUGUUCCCGAUGCUCCUCAGGCCCGAGUCCCGUGGCUUCAUCAAGCUGAGGUCGAGCAACCCUCUGGACUACCCCCUCAUGUAUCACAAUUACCUGACCAAUCGACGAGACGUCGACGUGCUGCGCGAGGGCGUGAAAGCCGCGAUCGCGUUCGGCGAGACGAGCAGCUUGAAGAGGUUCGGCGCCAGGUUCUACAGCCGCGCCCUGCCGAACUGCCGUCAUCUGGCCAUGUUCACAGACGAGUACUGGGACUGCGCCAUUAGACAGUACACGAUGACGAUUUAUCACAUGAGCUGCACGGCCAAGAUGGGCCCGCCCAGCGAUCCCAUGGCCGUCGUGGAUCCCGAGUUGAGGGUGUACGGCGUGACCGGGCUGAGAGUGAUCGACGCGUCGAUCAUGCCAACCAUCACCAACGGGAACAUCAACGCGCCGGUGAUCAUGAUCGGCGAGAAGGGCGCCGAUUUGAUCAAGAGGCAAUGGUCGACGAGGAGAAAGAGGGACAACGUGACGAGUGACGACGAGAGACUGUUGGUGGGAAAUUAUUGA